Messenger RNA from Symbiodinium sp. CCMP2592, 2259 nucleotides. The record is from the annotation of a GenBank genome assembly. Lineage: Eukaryota; Dinophyceae; Suessiales; Symbiodiniaceae.
AUGGAGACGGGACUGCCAGCCGGGCAGGGAGGGGGAGCAGGCGAGCAGGGGGAUUCCCCAUGCAAGAAGCAACGAGGCGAAGAUCCAGGCACCCUCACGCUCGACAUGAUCAGGGAAGCCAUGAGAGCAGAGCUGGGGCGCAGCAGGGACGAACUGGGGCAAUCCAUAGCCUCGGUCCGUGAGGAGGUCGCACUCUUCAACAAGCGCGUGGACGGGCUCGAGGCAGGGGUGACCAAACAGAUGGACACGACCAACAAGAUGUUCGGGAUCAUGACGGGGAACCACGACAAGCAGCAAAAAGCCUUGGAGCAGAUCCGCCUGACCCAAACUGCUCAAGCCGUGGACAUCAAAGCCUUCCAGGGGGGGCAGGAGGAACUCGAGAACCGCCUCGCCAUCCUCGAAGGCAAGCUCAAAGGCUCCUCGGUCAAUGGGGGGAGCACGGCCGACACGGAGGGGCCACGGCGGCCUGCCCUGAUUAUUGGCGGCUGGCCGGAAGACCAGCCCACGACCGAGACCCUCCAAAAGGCCAAAGACAUUCUCCGGCAACUUGACGUCCUCCUCGACUACAGCGAGAUGUUCGUACCCGGUUUCAAGCGGGGAUAUGCCAUAGUGCCUAUCCCCCAGCGGUGGGGGGAGACAGAAGACCAGCGCCGGGAGAUCGUUCAGGCCACCCUGCAAAAAGUUCGGAGAGCAAACGUGAUGCUGGGGGUGAACCCCGCCGGGGGGCACCGGAAGCUAUGGAUGUCGCUCUCCCAGUCCCCCGAGCGCAGGCGAAAGUCAAGAUUGGCUGGCAAAGUAAAGAGAGCUCUCCACGGGCACGGUCAUGCUGGGGGUCCUCAGCUGGAACCUGGGGGGCUCGCGGGCGAUAAGAUCCUCGAGCUCACCCGGAAUUUCGAUGACGACCCCGUCGUUUCGAGAAUUCAUGUUCUUUUGCUACAAGAGGUAGUGACGGAUGCAGGACUGUACUUUGCCGCGAAGUAUGACUGGGUCCUUGUGUACGGCAAGAAAGAGGGAACUUGGAGAGGAGAGGGAAUACUCUACCACAGCAGCAGGGGAUUACACCACCACAGCAAAGUCCACACCCAUGCACUGAGCACCACCAUACGAUGCCCACGAACACACAGCAGAUGCAGAUUCCUUGCAGCCCACCUGCCACACCACGCCACUGUGGAGGAAGCUGUGGCCCUCCUGGCCGAAUGGGGGGAGGCCACGCCCAAGACCAAAGGCAAACUCUGGAUCCGGAUGGACGCGAAUGAGACGUUCACCACAUCGGAUGGGGGAGGUGGGGCCCGCGACGCCUCGCGGGCGAUUAUCAAGAACUACUGGCAGGGCUGGGAGCACCGGCUUCUUGACGACAUCCGCUGGCAGAAGCACCUCACCCAGCACUUCCGCAGCAUCUUUCACAAGGAUGAGCUCCAGCUGGCAACUGCCACAUGGCACCGGGGGAAAGCCACGGGGCCAGAUGGGGUGGCACUGGAGGCACUGCAAGCAAUGCUGCAACACCCACGCUGGACCGGCCGCCUCCAGUACCUCACACGCCCCAUUACUUUGUCGUCGGCCGUGCUCAAAUGGUUCGGCCAAACUACUCCUGCUCCGAGGGGGCCGCCAGCUUCAGGAGGGGGACACCUACCAAUGGGCGCGGCGAGGACGGCAAGGCACUGGGGAGUGUGGGUCUGGUUGGUUCGCCUCGACAUCCGCAAGGCGUUCGACUCCGUAUGCCUCGUGGCAACCAGAGUUGGCAAAUUGCUAGCCACAGGGGGGACGGCCAUGGGGGGAUCCCCCUGGGAAGCACGUGCUUGGCUUGGACUACUUGAACCCCGUGAACUACGGGUUGCCAUCGGCAACGGGGUUCGCCAGGGGUCCCCCGAUAGCCCUGUGCUCUUUGCUGCCAUCAUAGCCACAGCGCUGGACGAGGUCCUCACACGCACAGCCAAGCACUUGCCGCCAGUGGGGGGCCCGAACCCCCCCCAAUCCGGGGGGGCGUUCAUGGAUGACAUUUACCUUUGGAGUCAUGAUCGUGACCACCUGCAGCGAACACUCACUGAGCUUGAAGUUCGGUUUGCGAAGGACGGCCUCUCCGAUGUGGCGUGCCAACCUUACGGCACAGUUAUCACGGCCCUCGGCUCCCCCUUCACCUUUGCCGAGCCAGUGGCAGCCAUCACAGCCGCCAUGAACGAGCGCGCCCGGAAGGCGUUUCACAAGCACAGCAAACCAUGGUGCGGAACGCCGCACUAUGGGCAAGCCAGUCCUGGCCCAUAG